AAAUGUCAACGGAAUAUCGUUAUCGACAGAUUAGAGAAGAUAGUAACUUUGUAUGUGAUGAAGCUACCGCACAUUUUUUGCUGGUAAAAUUAGUAGAAAGAUUAAGAUAUGCUAGGGCAAAAUUUGUUCUUGAACCAAUUGAAGGUGUCAUGUCAAUUGAAUAUA
Molecule: messenger RNA, 165 nt
Organism: Funneliformis caledonium
Lineage: Eukaryota; Fungi; Glomeromycota; Glomeromycetes; Glomerales; Glomeraceae
Source: the annotation of a GenBank genome assembly